AUGAAAGAAGGAAAAGAAAUAGUAAUAGAAUAAAACACUUACUUGAUUAGAGAAAUGCUCGGUUAAGGCUCUUAUGGAGUAGUUUAUAAAGGAUAAACUAAAUUAACUUAAUAAACUGUAGCAAUAAAAUAAUAAGAUAACAUAAAUGAAUAUGAAUUAAUGAUGUUAUAGAAAAUGAAAGGAAAAAAAUUUAAAAAUUUAAUCAAUAUUCUUAAUCUUGAACAAAUAGGUAGAAAGUAUUAUAUAGUAAUGGAAUAUUGUAAAGAGAGUUUAUUUGAAAGGCUUCAACGUAAAGGUACAAUCAAAGCAGAAGAUAUAAGGUUCAUUAUGAAAGAAAUAGGAAAUGGAAUAAAAGAAAUUCAUGAUUUAGGUUAUGCUCAUCGAGAUAUUAAGCCUGAAAAUAUAUUGAUAUUUUAGAUAACUGACAACGGACAUACUUAAGAUUUAUAUAAAAUUUGUGAUUUUGGCACAAUAAAAAAUAUUGAUGUACUUAAAACAUAAGUAAUUGGUACUGCUUAUUAUCUUGCUCCAGAAUAAGUGAAUGGAUCAAAUGAAUAUUCUAAAAAGGUUGAUAUAUGGGCAUUUGGUGCAUUGAUUUACGAAUUAUUGACUGGAUAGCCAAUGUUUGAUGGUAAUUUAUGAUUUAAAUGAAGGUUAUUCUGAAGAGUAAGUUUGGAACAAAAUAAAAAGUAUUACUUAGAAACAAAUUGAUGAAAAAAUUUAGAAUAAUUUGAAAAUAGAAAGGAAAUAUAGUACUCUUCUUUUAAAUAUGCUUUAAAUUGAUAUACAAAAAAGGCAUGAUAUUAAUUAAGUUAUAUCUGAUUUGAGAGGAACAUCAUAAAUGACUCAUAUGCCAACAUUUGGACAAAAAGAGAAACCUGAUAAUACAAACAAUGAAGAAAAACAAAUCAAUAAAAAGAAUUAUUUUGAUAUUCAAUAAUUGAAAGGAAUUCCAAAUCUGAAUGGUUUAAUAUAACCCAUUAAUCAAUAAAACUAGUAAAAAAUAAUUAAUAAUUUACCUAAACCUAAUGAUUUAAAAUUGCAAUAAUAAUAAUAAACAAGAGGAAGAAAUACUGACUAAGAAGAUAAGAUUAAGUAACCUAAUUUUCCACCUAAUUUUUCACCUAAUUUUCCUCCACCGAGUUAAUUAAAAUUUUAAGAUUUACAAUUAAACUUAUCUCGAGGAAGAAAUAUUGAUGAAGAAGAUAAGACUAAGAAAUUGAUAUAUCGUUCUCCUUAACCACCACCAUCUACUUAAAAUCAGCCUGGAUAAAAUUUUAUAAGAGGCACGAUGAAUCCAAUGUUAUCAAGAAAACCAGAAUGUCGAGCUUAAAUUGAGCCAUCAAAUUAGGAUAUAAGAAAUUCUUAACCGAUCACACUAGUGUAAUUUUAAAAUUAGCCAGGCUUAAAUAAUGUGAAGGGCAAUCUUCCUUAAACUAAUUUCUAAAAUUAAUAGGAUUUAAAACAAUUUGAAUAAUAGGAAUAAAACAACUAUAGAGAUUCCAAUAAUUCAUAGGGAAUAAUUCCUUAUAAUAAUAUACCAAAGUAAGUUAGUUCUUAACCAUUUAAUAAUUAAGAAAAAAAUUAAAAUGUUCUUCAAUAAUAAUAGUUAUAAUAAUAAUAAUAAUAAUAAUAAUAAUAAUAAUAAUAAUAAUAAUAAUACAUAAUUCCAAAUUAACAAUAGACAAUAUAAUCCAAAAAUCUAUAGAUUAACCAGUUUCCUUAAAAUAGUAUACAAAAGUAAGUCAGUUCUAAACCAUUUAAUUAUUAAAAUACUAUUUAAUAAUAAUAAUAAAAUCAUGUACCUAUUAUGGCUAACCAAAACACAUAAUAAUAUAAUCCUUAAAAUAUUUAUUAAUCUUGUGAUUAAUAAUAACAAGAGAAUAAUUAAAUUUAGGCAGUUUCACAAUACUUUAAUCAAUAGAUUCCUUAAAAUGGCAACAUUCCGAAUCAAAAAAUUUCACUAUAGUAUAAUUAUGCAUAGUAAUAAUCUAAGGGAGAUAAUUCUAGUUCUUAAUAAAAUAAAGAUAAUUUGACUUAAAUUAAACAAUAGCCUUAAAAACCAAUUCAAGGAAAUAGCUUUAAUUAAGAUAAUAAUAAAUAAGUUAAUUAAAAUAAACUCCCCUCUUAAUAACCAAAUUUUUAAAGAGUAUCAUAAAUUGGAAUCUCUUAAUAGACAUCUUAAAAAUAACAUCACAAUGUGGGAGUUUAGUAUUAAAAUAACUGGCCAACCAAAUGA
Paramecium primaurelia is the source of this 2239-nucleotide messenger RNA. Lineage: Eukaryota; Ciliophora; Oligohymenophorea; Peniculida; Parameciidae. The record is from the annotation of a GenBank genome assembly.